This is a messenger RNA of Paramecium octaurelia, 211 nucleotides long. The record is from the annotation of a GenBank genome assembly. Lineage: Eukaryota; Ciliophora; Oligohymenophorea; Peniculida; Parameciidae.
AUGAGAUUGUAAAAGGAAGGUGAAGUACAACAAAAAAAAUACAAAGAAGAAAGAGUACAUGCAUAAUUGAAACAAUUAUCAGCAUCAUUAGGGAGAGUCGAUAAGUAUACAACAUUGAGAUCAUUCAAGCAUAUGAUAUCAAAUGAUAGUGUGAAGACAUCCUUAAGGGUUUAUAUUUUUGCAGGUUUGAUCAACAGGAGCGAUUGUUGAG